ACUGUUUAUCCAUGGGUGCAAACCUCGCCUCAGUUCACAGCCAUGACGAGUAUCAUAACAUUCAGAGCAUGAUCACAAAGAUCACACAUCAGCCCAAUCAGGCGUGGCUCUGAGGAUCAGACUCUCAUGUAGAGGGGCACUGGUUUUGGAGUGAUGGAACACCUUUCAGGUUUAACAGCUGGUAUCCAGGAGAGCUGAAUAAUCGCUUCAAUCAGGACUGUUUGCAAAUGAAUUAUUCAGGAAAAAAAUGCUGGGAUGAUCUAAACUGUUUCCACACAAGUCCAUCCGUCUGUGCUAAAUGCCCAAAUGAUUUGUGGGUCUGAUCUGAGUUGUGAAGCUUCAUGUGUUUGUGUUGUAUGUUGGGUGGAGGCUCCAUAUGUCAUGACACAUCUUUAUUUCUUUGCUGUAUCUGUAACGCUGCUUCAGGGAGGAAAAGACACGUUAGCCUGAGCUGGAUGCAAAGGCUGGGAUGAAA
Thalassophryne amazonica is the source of this 475-nucleotide messenger RNA. Its product is annotated as type-2 ice-structuring protein-like. Lineage: Eukaryota; Metazoa; Chordata; Actinopteri; Batrachoidiformes; Batrachoididae. The record is from RefSeq and is a predicted model, not a curated record. Gene Ontology annotation, molecular function: signaling receptor activity. The transcript is spliced from 3 exons.